This is a messenger RNA of Glarea lozoyensis ATCC 20868, 1191 nucleotides long. RefSeq lists its product as uncharacterized. Gene Ontology annotation, biological process: vesicle-mediated transport; mitotic spindle elongation. The record is from RefSeq and is a predicted model, not a curated record. Bases 1 to 1191 code for a protein of 396 amino acids. The transcript has a single exon. NCBI's taxonomy places the organism in Eukaryota, Fungi, Ascomycota, Leotiomycetes, Helotiales, Helotiaceae. Gene Ontology annotation, cellular component: Golgi membrane.
AUGCCGGCGGAUUAUAGCUCAACAGCGAAGGCGUUGGCCCUACCUAUUUCUCCGUCUCCAUCUCCAUCCCCCAAUUCCGAGCGAAACGCAGCAAGACCGCCGUGGUCCAGAAGGCUAUCCUCAACCUCACGAAGACCAGCCAGCAACUCUCCAUACUCUCAGCACAGCCGACCAACAUCGGCUCUAAACCAAGUGCUCUCGACUGCCACAACAAUAUACCAGCGGGUUUGGAAAACGUUUAGAUCUUUGUCACCGAUACAACAAGUACUCGCAGCUACAGCCCUUAUAUGCAUAAACGUCUUUGGAAUUCUCUUCCUGGUAUAUAGCGAAAAGAUAUUCCACGUCCUCGGACCAUGGGCAAAGAAAUGGCAUGGUGUGACAGGUGGCUGGGUGGUGCUGUGGAUCAUAACGUUCUUCUGUGCAUUUCCUCCGGUCAUAGGAUAUUCUACCGCGGUAACAAUAUCUGGUUUUGUGUAUGGGUUUCCGGGAGGAUGGUACAUUGUUUCGACAGCUUCGGUAGCUGGUUCUCUGGCCUCCUUCCUCGCAUCACGAACUAUAUUCUCCUCCUACGUUGAGCGUUUAGUUGGGAACGACAAACGCUUCGAAGCCCUAGCUCUAACGCUGAAGCACGAUGGCAUCAAGAUUCUGUGUAUGAUUCGUCUUUGCCCGUUACCAUACAGCUUGAGUAACGCAGCCAUGUCCACGUUCCCUACAGUCCACCCAUUGGCGUUUGCAGCAGCAACAGCAAUAACAUCGCCGAAACUUCUCAUUCACGUCUUUAUUGGGAGUCGAAUGGCAGUCAUUGCCGAAAAGGGUGGACAGAUGAGUACAGGAACCAAAGCUAUAAACUACACGUCCAUGAUUCUAGGCGGAUUAUUGGGCGCUACGAUGGGCUGGAUUAUUUACAGCCGUACGCUGAAACGAGCGAAGGAGCUCGAAAUCGCAGAACUAGAAUCAGGACAGAGAGAAGUAGGCAGCCCGGCGCUCGGGAGAAGAUAUUCAGACGAAGAGAUAGACUCCGCGGCGCUGAUGAACGACGAUGACAUCUCAUUAUGGGACCACGAAGAUGGUGGAUUCGAAAGGAGAAUUGAAGACCCGAGUACAUACCGAGAUGAGUUUACAGAUGACGAGGAUGUAUUUGCGAGCGGCGAUGUAGAUGAGCCCAGAAAUAAGACCAACGUCAAGCCGUGA